Messenger RNA from Mucor mucedo, 1005 nucleotides. RefSeq lists its product as uncharacterized. The record is from RefSeq and is a predicted model, not a curated record. Lineage: Eukaryota; Fungi; Mucoromycota; Mucoromycetes; Mucorales; Mucoraceae. Gene Ontology annotation, cellular component: cytosol; centrosome; nucleoplasm. The transcript has 6 exons. Bases 1 to 1005 code for a protein of 334 amino acids.
AUGCAAGAAUUCAUAAGCAGUUAUUGUGUCUGUCAAGUACCAGCAGAGGACAGAGAAAAGCAUAUUUUAAAUAAGCACGUCAGUGAAAUUCUAGAAAAUAGACUAAAACCUGUCUUUAAACGACAAACACAAAUCCACCCAGUACUAUCACACCAACCCGAACCUCGAUACAGAGCAGCUUAUGAGUACGAUUUACAUGAAAAUCAAGAAUGGAAGACAGGGAAUACUCUAGACAUAUUGUUAUGGAUUGCGAUAGACUUGGAAAAAAACCUGCACCUGAUUAUUCCACCUGUGCUAAUUGUGCUCGAUGAUGUCGACAUUGAGUAUAAAGAAUAUGGUGUUAAAAUGGUUCAUGGGAUCGUCAAGAAGCUUGAUUCCAACCACAUUGCGAAAUUCGGUUUAGACAAUGUGGUUUUUGAGUCCCUGUUUAAAUGUUUAUAUCGUUUAUCACAAGACCGAGACAUCGAGAUAUUAAAAUUGGCUUACCCAUGUAUACUGGAUUUGAUUGGAUCGAUAAAGAAUGAAAGAACAAGAUCUGGAUUUUAUGAACGUGUCUUGACAGAUGGCAUUAUGACAGGUUAUCAGCAUGCAGGACAAAAGAUAAAGUUUCUACCUAUUUUGCUUCAGCCAAUUGCAACAAUUUAUGAUGCAAUUGGAGCGAUUGGUGUCCAGUAUUUAAAAGCGAUUAUACCUAUCCUAUGUGAUUCCAUGUCAAUGAUUUCAAGUAAUAAUGAGAUAAUUCAAGGGAUCAAUCAACUGGCUGCAGAGUCAUUGGUUACUGUCAUAAAGAAGUGCUGGCCAAGAAUACCUGCUUAUGAGGGGGCGAUAAUGCAAGCAUUAGCAAAGUCGUGGUCUUAUAACUUGACAAAUAAAGACACAAAGAUGUGUGGAACGUUGAAGCAAUUGUAUAAAGUAUUCGAAGCUGCUUGUCAAGGACAAGAAAUAGCGGAUAAAGAAGCAUUGAUUGCUUAUAAUCCAAGUGUGUUUGAACCUCUCUUUUUGUGA